AUGCCACCAUUCAAUUCUACAUUUGAUAAAUUAUCAUUUCCAGAACAAACUUCAAAUGGUUCACUAAAUUUUAUUUGCUCUAUCAGAAACAUUCCAAAUCGUUAUUUCAUUUUAAAAAUACGACCAAAACAUCAAAGCUAUUGGGAAGCAUAUAUUUAUCAGUAUGUGGAAGAGAAAUUACGUCUAAUCUCAGGAAUUAUUCGAAUAUAUCAUUGUCUUUCUUUCACUGAUAAAUGCUUAACUGUUCAAGAGUUUACAGCUGGAACAUUGAAAGAAUUGAUAGCAAUUCAGGAUUAUAGUAGUAUAAAAUUAAGCGAAUUCAUAAUUGCAAUAAUAAUUCUUGAUCUAAUGAAAAUUUUACGUUGCAUACAUCAAAUGAAUAUUAUUCAUGGUUGCUUUAAAAGUCAUAAUAUUUUCGUUGCUGGAAGGAUAGCAUAUAAGCCACAGCUUAAUACAUUAACUAAUGGUGCAACAUUACUUGUAAAAUUAGCUAAUUGGGAUUCUGCAAUACAAAAUACCAAUGGUAGAAAGCACAGUGGACAGUAUAUCAAUGAAAAUAACAUUGUCACGGAUGAUAAUUACGUAUGA
This is a messenger RNA of Brugia malayi, 588 nucleotides long. RefSeq lists its product as uncharacterized. The record is from RefSeq and is a predicted model, not a curated record. Gene Ontology annotation, molecular function: ATP binding; protein kinase activity. Bases 1 to 588 code for a protein of 195 amino acids. The transcript has 4 exons. Gene Ontology annotation, biological process: mitotic spindle assembly checkpoint signaling; meiotic sister chromatid cohesion, centromeric; protein phosphorylation. NCBI's taxonomy places the organism in Eukaryota, Metazoa, Nematoda, Chromadorea, Rhabditida, Onchocercidae.